CCUCACUGAAACUCAAACCAACACUCUCUCUCUCUUUCUUCACUUAAGCUCCGUUAGAUUCAACUAGAUCUUUUUCUCUUUCGUUAGAUAGUAAGAGUGAGCUCUGUGUUCUUUCACUAUGUCUCAAGAGAGACCAGACGAAGAAAAACCAGAGACUUGCGAUGUUCGUGUCCAAGAUCGGAUCCAAGGAGUUGCUUCUCCGGUUCAAUCACCGAACCGACUCGGCCCAACGCGGUUCUCUGAAGUAGCUCGGGAUACCGGGUCAGAUUUUAUUGGAUCGAUUUUGUCUUGGAUCAACGGUGACCCGAACCGGAAUGUGAAAAAUCCGGUUAAGAGAGGGAAGAGGAAGAGAAUCAGAACGGCGAAAACCGCCGUGGGAGUGAUCGCGCUUGUUGGUUUCUUCAUUUUUGUUAAUUGGUUUAUGCUUUCUCAGCUCCAUGAAGGUCGAGCGUGGCUUCGAAGAGGAUUCUCUAAGAACCGGAAUCCAAAACCGAAUCCGAAACCAAACCCGGAUCUCAGUCCGAGUACCAAACGGGUAUCCGUUAAAGUGUCGGCGGCGUCGGUACAGCAUGUAGAAAAGAAAAAGAUGGGAAAACCAAAGAAGAAAUACAACGGAACAUAUGGUAGAUUGUUGGCUUAUGCGGCUCAUGCAUUGGCUGAGGGACAAAACAAAAUUGAGCCAAAAGAGUUGUGGCGAGAACCAAAAGACCAAGCUUUGGCUUGGAAGCCUUGCGCUGAUCAACGUUCUUGGAAGCCCAACGAUGGGAAGAAUGGAUAUAUAAUGGUAACUGCAAAUGGCGGGAUCAAUCAACAGAGAGUUGCUGUUUGUAACAUUGUAGUUAUUGCUCGGUUACUCAACGCCACACUCGUUGUUCCCAAGUUUAUGUUCAGCGAUGUCUGGACAGAUUCAAGUCAGUUUGAAGAUAUCUACCAGGUGGAACAUUUUAUAAAAUAUCUCUCUCCCGAUAUUCGGAUAGUAAAGAACCUACCAAAGGAGCUUCAGUCACUAGACCUUGAGGCCAUUGGCAGUCUCGUUACGGAUAUAGAUGUUAUGAAAGAAGCCAAGCCUGGAUUCUACAUGAAGCACAUUCUCCCUCUUCUUCUCAAGAACAGAGUCGUCCACUUCUUUGGAUUCGGGAACCGUUUGGCCUUUGACCCUAUACCAUUUGAGUUACAGAGGUUGCGGUGUAGAUGUAACUUUCAUGCGCUAAACUACGUUCCAAAGAUACAAGAAACCGGCGCGAUUCUCGUAAGGAGAUUACGUGACAGCGGAUCACACCUAGCACCGGUUGACCCGUAUCUGGUCGGUCCAAAGUUUGCAUCCUUUAUACUGGACAAAAAGGCUGGUCCUCUCCAUAAGGCUUCUAAGUAUCUAGCACUCCAUCUCCGGUUCGAAAUCGAUAUGGUGGCUCAUUCUCUUUGUUACUUCGGUGGAGGCGAUGCCGAAAAGACAGAGCUAUCAGCUUACCGAGAAAAGCAUUUCCCUACGCUCGCAAAUCUAACAAAGACCAAAAAAAUGCCGUCUCCUGAAGAUUUGAGGACGGAAGGGCUUUGUCCAUUAUCACCUGAAGAAGCUGUGCUUAUGCUUGCUGGUCUCGGUUUCAGCCGCAAGACUCGUGUCUUCGUGGCUGGUGCGAAUAUAUACGGUGGGACGAAACGUUUAGCAGCUUUAACGAGUCUCUACCCAAAUCUUGUCACCAAAGAGAAUGUGCUCUCGGAAACAGAGCUAGAGCCUUUCAAGAACCACUCUUCUCAGUUAGCGGUUCUUGAUUUCAUUGCUUGCGCUGCAUCAGACGCCUUUGCAAUGACGGAUUCAGGGAGCCAGUUGUCGUCUCUGGUGUCGGGUUACAGGAUUUAUUACGGAGCAGGGAAGAUGCCGACGAUCAGACCGAACAAAAGGAGAUUCUCGGACAUAUUGUUGAAGAACAAUACGAUAGAAUGGAAAGUGUUUGAGCAGAGAGUGAGAAAGAACGUUAGGCAAACGAAACAUGUUUUGGUUAGACCAACGGGACGCAGCGUUUACCGUUAUCCAAGGUGUAAAGAAUGUAUGUGUUAUGAAGAUUGAUUCUUUGUUCUUACAUUAUGGUUCGGUUUCUUAAAAUGGUUGAACCAAUUAUUUACAUGACAUCAGGAAUGAUUCGUUAGCUCCAAGUGUAGUUGUUU
Molecule: messenger RNA, 2163 nt
Organism: Eruca vesicaria subsp. sativa (arugula)
Lineage: Eukaryota; Viridiplantae; Streptophyta; Magnoliopsida; Brassicales; Brassicaceae
Source: the annotation of a GenBank genome assembly